Messenger RNA from Medioppia subpectinata, 4071 nucleotides. The record is from the annotation of a GenBank genome assembly. Lineage: Eukaryota; Metazoa; Arthropoda; Arachnida; Sarcoptiformes; Oppiidae.
AUGCGGGUGUGUGCCGCACACGCCCACUACCGCCGGUGCCCGGCCAUCGACAGGGAUGAUGUGUUACAGGCGGCACGACUACUACUGCCCGGCAUCGAUUGUCCCACUCGUCCCCUGCACUACGCCUCCAGCGCCGGCGGCGGCGGCGAAGAGUGGCUGUAUUGGCGCAAAGACUUGGACGCAUCCGAGUGCGCCCGACGGCUCAAAGUAGACCUGGCCUUCCGUAUGUUGAGCUCCGGGAGGGGCGAUAUACUGACCACAGCGUUGCAGUUACUGCCGGUGAAUAGUGGGCUAAAUACGGCCAACGAGGCCGGUCUGACGGCACUAAUGCACGCCUGUGUGGCCGGCGAUGGGAGACUUGUCCGGUGCCUACUGUGCGAUGGGAACGGCUGUAAUGUGAACGCCGAGACACCGGCGCCGCCGACGCAUAAGAAUAGGGACCGCUCCGGCCGAGUGGACAUCAUUCGACUAUUACUGUCAUACGGCGCCGAUCCCUACCUCAACACCGCACUCAUGGACUACUCGGGCGCCCACUGUUCCGCCUCCCGGGGCUGUCCGUCAGCCAUAGCUGUGGCCGCAAUGCACGGACAGCAACUGGCACUACGAGCCCUUCUGGCUCAGCCCACCUACGGUUGCCAUAACAACGGCAACGGCUCUGGAGAUCGGGAUGUGCUGUCAUUAGAGAAGAUGUUGGCCAAGACUCGCACCGGAAGUGUGGACACCCGGCGCCGACCGCGCAUACAAGUAGUGGCAGCCAAUCAAAGCCAGUGCAGCGUUAAUAUGGAUUUAAAAGCCUGUUCUGCACCCGUGUCGGGAGGUUCUCCUGAGGGUAAUAGUAGUAACGGUAGUAAUGGUAGCGCUGGUGGUAGUAAAGUGAUCCAAUUGACCAAGUCUAAACUCAGGGCACUUCAAGAAACUAUGUAUCACUCGGCAGAGACCGGCUGUUUGGAGAUUACUCUGGAUUUGAGAAAUAUUGGCAUCCCAUGGACAAUGCACACAUGGAUGGCAACAGUAGGCACAGCACACGGCAUGCGUUUAGACGCCAUUACCGAUCAAUUAUUACAAGACUUUUCUCACCUCUGGUCUGACGACUGUACCGUACAAUUCGUCGACGAGUGUCUGCCCCUAUUGUUCACAAUCUUCAGACACCAAAAGCAUAACUCUAACACCACAACCUUAUUAUUGGCCGAUAUAAUGAGCACGUGUUACGGCCGUAACGAGACAUUCCGGAGCCGUCCGCUAAGCGCCAGUUAUGGGCCGGACGUUAGGGUCGGCGCCCGUAUUGACGCCAAAUACGUUAAUAAUAAGGAUAUGUCUGAUUGUGUGUUCAAAGUGGAAAAUAUGCUAUUUUACGCACACAAAAUCAUCCUGGUCAACGCCAGCAAACGUUUUCAUAAUAUGCUAUCCUUGUGUGGGUCAGCACCGGGUGGUGUCGAUGGACUGACCGGUGGUGUGAAUGCCGGGUCCCAACAGUCUGUGCACAAUAGCCCCACGCAUUCGGCGAUUGUUAUUAACGAUAUACGUUUUGAUAUAUUUCAGAAAGUAAUGCAAUUCCUAUACAACGGAGGGUUUGAAACGGACACAGAUGUGGACCAAAACGAUAUAUUGGAGUUAAUGUCCGCCGCCUCGUACUUCCAAUUGGACGGUUCGGUUAGGAGUCAAACGCCCCAGAAGUCCAUUAAACCCAUACGUGAAACACCACCCAUAGUGACCAACCGUAGGACAGGGCAGGGGUGCCAAACGGCCAGUGCUGGCCAUGAAUUGCCCAUCACUAUUCACCACGAUGGCCAAUCACCAGUAUCCAAAUCGCGACAAACAACUACACACAACAUCACACCAACCACUACACCGGCUAAACAACACCAGUCCUAUAACCCCCGGCCCCCGGGGUUUCACUACCCGUCCAAAUCGACGUCAGCGCUGGACGACCAGCGCAUAUACGAUGUGGUGGACGGGGAGGAGGAGGGGGAUGACAACGACCCGGAGCCCCACCACUGGCUCACAGCCGCCGCUAAUGAGCCGGACGUCUACCUCCUGGACGGUGUCGAUCAGUACGACAUCGACGACGACCGGUGCCGACGGCCCCGACCACUGGUAACCGUUUCAAAGCUUGGGUCUAGUAGUGUGAACACUGCCUCCCCGGCCACCACAGAGUGCGGCUCACUAUCCAAGUCCUCAAGCGAUGGCACCGAUAGGCUGUCGCACAACAAGAAGAAAGUGUUGUCCAAAAUCAAGUCCCGGCGCCGGAAUAUACUGUGCUUUUCGACACCACAGCCGCAGCCGCCGUCACAACAACAAACCGGUGGGACGUGUGGUCACUCUCCACCCAAUACGGACGAGCAGUACGGCUUUCACCAGCAAUCGGCGCAUGUGCUCAGUCGGGCGGUUAGCGCCGGUUGUUUUGUUGGCGGCCCUACCGGUGCUGGCGGUGGUGGCGGUGGGGGUCGAGUACGUCAGGGCUGUUAUGGCGGCUCAUCGAGCGAUGAGAAUCGGUCAUCUGGCCACGCUAGCAUGUCCGAUAACACUAGCAACCGAUCCAGCUACCUGAGCGCCUCGUCACCCAUGGUCAAUCACUUGCCUAUUAGUGGCCAAACACCUGUUGCCGGUGAGCACCAGUACCUGAUGGCUGGCGACACAUAUCACCAGCUGAUGGCGAGUAGACACUCAACUCCCGCUACCAGUGGCAAAAAAAAUGGCGUCCGGGCCCGCAAACGGGAGUUGGCCGUAGCCACCAAUGAUAGUAUAUUUACCGGUAGAGGCGCCGGUGGCGAGUACUUGGGCGGACUCGAUAGGGUUAGGGCUGCCAUCGAGCAGAUAUCGCUCCGGACACAUGGUGGAGGUGGGGGCCACUCGACCAGCACCUACUCAUCCAACAACACCUACUCAACGGGCAGUGAGUACGAGCCGUACGUUAGGCCCCGUCUGAUACGGCACUCGUCACUGGAAACUAUUGGCACGAAUAUGACGAGCGCUGCCGGCGAUGACUUUGUAUGGGUGGACACGCAGUCGCGAUUGGUUGAGCUCCAGCACAUACCAUGGGAUGGUCACGACGUGUUGCGAUUGGUCCAGGAGGGCCGGCUCAGACACCAACUGUCCUGGAUCAGUAUGGAGUGUGUGCCCCGACUGUCCUAUUUAUUGCAACGCCCAUUGGUUAGGAUUGCGUGCGAAGCACAACGGUUUGCUAAGGCUCUAGGGAUGUGCACAAAACACGAGAUCUGCGGCGCUAUACGAGUGCUAUUCGGUGCCCAACUGGCGGACACGUGCGUCAAAUCGGGACACCGGGCGGCGGCUAUAUUUGCCGUGUCGGGUGGGCCCGACACUUACAGGCAAUCCAAAUCAACCAGGGCAGGCCUACAAUUCAGUGUGGGUAAAUUUCACCGAUGGCUGUGCGACGUACGUGUGGGUCAGUUUGUGGACGAAGCGGCCGCUAUUUAUAUGGCCGGCGCUAUGGAGACCCUGUUUGAGGAGUUAAUAUUGCACUGUUUGUCCGCCACUGGCAAUGAGUGCAUACUUACCGGUGCUCUACUCGACGCCUGUAUCGCCGCUAAUAGCGACUAUUGGGGUGUUUUGCAGCCCUUCGCACAUCUGGUCGCCGGCCGUACCGCUAACGGCGCCCUAUCGUUGCCGGCGUUUCAUACGGCAGGUAUGACUGCGUCGGUCGCCGGUAGUAAAGAGGCGUUUGAAGGCACCGGUAGUACGGAUAGUAAGACCAGCGGGCAGUCCAUUAAAGGGUUGGAGCAGAAACUACUGACCACUUGCGUGGGUAGUGUUCAACAACUAGGCGAAAUAAUAGACAACGUAAGCAAAUACCGAGUGGCAAAUCCGCCGCAAACCGUAUACCGGGGCCGAAACGGGCAAAACUGGUGGUCAACACACCAGUGGUCACUCUCGGCGCUACACUCGCUAUAUUACUACAUGCGUUGCGCGCAAUUGGAGCACAACGCGUGCGCCGGCACAUCUCUAGACUCCGAGUCGGGUGGUCACCCUACCGGUCCACCACCCGGCCAGGAGCUGGUAUACGAACGACCCUACCUAGUGUUGCCACCCCUAUACGAAUGGAUGCGGGUGUGU